CGGGACAAUUCCCGGGACAAUUCCCGGGAUUCCCGGGGGAAUUCCCAGGACAAUUCCCGGGAGGAUUCCCGGGAGGAUCCCCGGGAUCCCGGCGCCGAGCAGCGCGCCCGGGCCGCGCUCCGGGAGCGAUUCCUGCGGCUCCUGGGAUCCGCCCGGGGCCGCCGGACGCGCUUUUCCCUCUGGAGCGGGAUCCUGGUGCCCGCCGAGUUCGGGGCCGCCGAUCCGCAAACCGGAGCCUUGCAGGUGGAUUCUCUGCAGACCCCGCUGGGGAUCCAGGGCUCGGCUCUGCUGCGCUCCGGGGACGUCCUGGAAUUCUCCUUCCCUCUGGAAUGAGCCCCUGGAAUUCCCCCCUGGAAUUCUCCUCCCCUCUGGAAUCAGCCCCCGAGGGAAUAAACGGAUUUUUCCUGCUUUUCCAAA
Cyanistes caeruleus (blue tit) is the source of this 417-nucleotide messenger RNA. The record is from RefSeq and is a predicted model, not a curated record. NCBI's taxonomy places the organism in Eukaryota, Metazoa, Chordata, Aves, Passeriformes, Paridae.